Messenger RNA from Carassius carassius (crucian carp), 900 nucleotides. RefSeq names its product putative nuclease HARBI1. Lineage: Eukaryota; Metazoa; Chordata; Actinopteri; Cypriniformes; Cyprinidae. Bases 1 to 900 code for a protein of 299 amino acids. The transcript is spliced from 4 exons. The record is from RefSeq and is a predicted model, not a curated record.
AUGGCGUGUCCUUUCAUUGAUGAGGUGGUGGAUGAGGGAGCGAUAAUCAUACGCAGGGCAUUUCAAAGAGAGCGUACUUUCAGGGACAGGGCAGACCCGUUGGCUUUUUCUGACUACUACCUGCAUGAGCGGUAUAGAUUCUCGAGGGAAGGGAUAGCAUAUAUUUGCAGAUUACUGAGCCCACACAUCGCAAAUAGCACAGGGCGCAAUAAAGCGCUCACAGUCCCGCAGACUGUGUGCAUUGCACAUCGCUUUUUUGCCAGCGGAACAUUUUUGUACACAGUUGGAGAUGCAGGGAACAUCAGCAAAGCAUCGGUUUGCCGCUCUGUACGAAUUGUGUACCGGUCUUUAAAAAAAUUACUCAAUGUGUUCAUCACCUUCCCUGGCCACAGAGCGAUUCACAUACCUAAACAAGCCUUUUAUGGAAUCGCUGCUUUCCCAAAUGUUAUCGGAGCUCUGGACUUCACCCACGUGCGCAUAAAGCGCCCGUCUGGUCCGCAUGAAGCAGACUUCGUUAAUAGGAAAUCAUUACACAGCAUCAAUGUACAGAUGAUUGGUGAUGCAGACUGCAUCAUCACAAAUGUAGAGGCAAAAUGGCCUGGCUCAGUGCAUGAUUCCAGAAUCUUUCGGGCCUCUUCUCUUUCCCACCAACUGGCACAAGGGCGUAAACGCAAAGGCAAAAAAACUCAAAUCAUGGAAGCCAUGGAGAGAGGGAUAAACAUGUUAAUUCAACAUGACAAAGAUACAACAGCAGCAGAAGUUGAACAGCGUCUUGACAAGGAGCACAUGGCCUGGGAGAGACAGUUCCAGCAGACCAGACUGGAUCUGGAAAGAGCACGUCUUGAAUUUGAGAUGAAGCGUCAGGAAGCUGAAGACAGGUGUGCUCGAGAUAUCCAAUAA